Messenger RNA from Sporisorium graminicola, 1926 nucleotides. RefSeq lists its product as uncharacterized. NCBI's taxonomy places the organism in Eukaryota, Fungi, Basidiomycota, Ustilaginomycetes, Ustilaginales, Ustilaginaceae. Gene Ontology annotation, molecular function: long-chain fatty acid transmembrane transporter activity; long-chain fatty acid-CoA ligase activity. The record is from RefSeq and is a predicted model, not a curated record. The coding region runs from base 1 to 1926 and encodes 641 amino acids. The transcript has a single exon.
AUGGCUGCCAUCGCGAAAGCCGCCGCCAGCUUGGCCGCCAUCGCCUACCUCGAUGCCAAGCAUGGCCUCGCCAACGACAUACGCUUGGGCCGAGGCGCUUCCGGCGGAGAGAUCAGGCACAAGAUCCGCUCGUGGAGGAACAAGCUUUCGUUGUACGAGUAUUUCGACUACCAGGUGUCCAAGCGUCCUAACGCCAUCGCAUACGUUUACCUCGGCAAGUCCUUCACCUGGGCCGAAGUGGCUAAGGACGUCCACCGACUCGCCAACUACCUCCUCUCGCGCGGGCUCAAGCCAGGCGACCGCGUCGCCAUCUUCAUGGGCAACUCGGUCGCCAUCCUCGAAUGGUACUUUGCCUGCAUGGCCAUCAAUGUCAUCCCCGCUUUCAUCAACAAUUCGCUUACCGACAAAGGUCUCGUGCACUGUGUCACUGUCGCUCGUGCCAAGCUACUUGUCUAUGAGCCUUACCUCGAAGGCGUGGUGUCGGACGUGCAGGACGAGCUGCUCUCCACGUCACCAAUCGAAAACUUCCUCUGCUACAACGACGGCAUCACCCCCGUAGACGGCGACACAGAAAAGGCGCCCAUCGGCGUCGCGAAGCCGUUGGCCAAGAAGAUCGACUUUGGCCCUUCGGACCUGGCCAAGUACUCGCCCAAGCGCAUCGCGGACAAGUACCGCAAGGACGUCACCGAAUCGAGCACCGCCGCACUCAUCUACACGAGCGGUACCACGGGUUUACCCAAGGCCGCCCUCUGCUCGCACGGCCGCAUGGGCACCGCCGUCAGCGUCUGGCCCACGUUCAACCACUUUUCUGCAAAGGACCGCAUCUACACGCCCAUGCCGCUCUACCACUCGUCGGCGCUCUUCCUGUGCAUCGGCGCCUGCACGUGUUCCGGCAGCACUGUCAUCAUCGGACGCAAGUUCUCCGCGCGCAAGUACUGGGAGGAGGUGCGCAAGUACGACGCCACCGUGGUGCAGUACAUCGGCGAGAUCGCACGCUACCUGCUGGCUGUACCGCCGUCGCCGUUGGACAAGCAGCACAAGGUGCGCGUGGCGUACGGCAACGGUAUGCGACCGGACGUCUGGGAGAAGUUCCGAGAGCGAUACGGCGUCCGCACCAUCUCCGAGUUCUUUGCUUCCUCCGAGGGUAAUGGUGCGCUGAUCAACUACAACACGGGACCGUUUGGCGCUGGAGCCGUGGGAAGGAUGGGGACGUUGGCGACUAAGCUGCGACCGGACUUCAGGAUCAUCCGCGUCGAUGCAAUCACGGAGGACAUCUACCGUGACCCCAAGACGGGCCUGUGCGUCGAGUGCGCGCCCAACGAGCCGGGCGAGUUUGUGAUGCGCAUCGGCACUUCGUCGAUCUCCAAGUUCCAGGGGUAUGCGGACAACCCGGAAGCUACGAACAAGAAGGUGCUAAACGACGCGCUGGCCAAGGGCGACGCGUGGUUCCGUAGCGGCGACUUGAUGUCCAAGGACAAGGACGGCUUCUUCUACUUUGGCGAUCGUAUGGGCGAUACAUUCCGGUGGAGGAGCGAGAACGUCUCGACGCAGGAGGUGAGCAAUGCCUUGGGCCAGGUUGUCGGCGAGGCCAACGUGUACGGCGUGCUCGUGCCCAAACACGAUGGACGUGCCGGCUGUGCCGCCAUCCCCGCCGACGAGGCAGCGCGCAUCGACUGGAAGCACCUCGCCACCGUCGCCCGCAAGAGCCUCCCCAAGUACGCCGUCCCGCUCUUCAUCCGCAUCGUCCCCACCAUGGAGCAAACCGGCACUGUCAAGCAGCAGAAGGUCCAGCUCAGGAAUCAGGGCAUCGAGCACGACAAGUGCGGAAGCGACAGGCUGUACUGGUUGCCCCCCAACGCAGAUGCCUACCAACCCUUCUUGCCCGAGCACUACAAGUCGAUCGAAGCGGGCAGUGUGCGCCUGUGA